Paramecium octaurelia is the source of this 1644-nucleotide messenger RNA. Lineage: Eukaryota; Ciliophora; Oligohymenophorea; Peniculida; Parameciidae. The record is from the annotation of a GenBank genome assembly.
AUGAAACAUUAUAAAUUUAUUUUAAUCUUGUUAUGUUUAGCUAACGCAUAAGAACAAUGGGAUAUUAUAUACCAAAGCUUUCAAGAUACUAACACAAUGGAUGCAUCGGGUUAUUAUAUAUUAAAUUAUUUAGGCUGGAUUGUAAGUAAUAAUUAUAAUGGAAAUUUAUUUUCAAAUUGCAAUGGUUUUAGAUUGUUUGGAGGAGCAGACACAUUUGCAGCUAAAACAAAAAUAUCUAAGCGUUUUUCCUUACCUCCUCAUUAUAAACUAAAUGUCACUUUAGAAUUUUGGAAGUAAUUUCUUCUAUCAAAAAUAGAGUUGAUAGUUGGGAUGAUGAAUAUGUCUACAUAAUUGUAGAUGAUAAAUUAUUUUCAAAACUUUAUACUUCAACUGAUGGAAGUUAUCUUUGUGGAUAUAGAUGGAUUGAUGCAUUUGAACCUAUUACACUUAUUCUGGAUCAUACUUCUGAAUCGUUAGUUUUCAUAACAACUACAAAUCUUAAUCAAGAUCCUAAAGAUGUAAAAUAUCAUAAAUAUAAAAGGAAAGUUGGGGAAUCAGAGAUUUUACAUUGUCAAUUUUAAAAUGCCCUUCGGGUUGUUUUUACUGUUUAGACAAUGAUUAUAAUAAUUGUUUUAAAUGGAUUAGUUUUCUAUCAUUGUGGCAUGUUUCAAUGUUACUUGAUGGAUGGAUGAAAAAUGAUAAUAUCUAACCUGCAACGUCUUAAUGUGUAAGUUUUGAUCUUGUUGGAGGAUACCUUAAUUUAGCACCUAAUGAUAAAUUAGAAAAAACUAUACAAAACUUGAGUUUUCACCAUAAAAUCCAUAUCAAUUUAUAACUUUGGAAAAUAGAUAAAUGGAAUAAUGAAAAUUUUGAGUUAUUGGUAGAUGAUAAAAUUUAAAAUUAAACUGUUUUAGGAACUUUAGGUUUUUAUUCUAUUUGUGGAUCCACUGGAUAAGAAAAAAUGGUUAAUAUUGCAGUAACUCUAUCUCAUUCAUCAACGUAAUGUAAAAUAACUAUGAGAACUAAUCGUAAUGCAGCAACUACAAAUGCCUAUUGGGGAAUAAGAGCAUUUAAUUUGUAUUUUGUAAGCAACUGUUAUAAUGGUUGUGAUCUAUGUCUAGGUCCUUUAAAAACAGAUUGCACUGCUUGUUCAAGAGGAUGGGUUUUUUAUAAUAAUUUAUGCAUUAAUUGUAUUCGUAUAUCCUAGUAAUAGCACCAUUUAUUCUUUUAUCAUAAAUUUUAAUUAAUCAUAUUAAAGAUCCAAAGUCAGAUGAAAGAAUUCCUAUGGAGAUAAAUCUAUUAGAAGUUAAUUAGUAAAUAGUAACUUAAGGAACCUUCACAUAGACAAUUAAUAAUAAUUUAUAAAUAUUGACUAUCCUAGUUUAUGCAAAAUGCUUUCCAAAUAAAAAAAUGAAUAGCUAUUUUAUAAAGUGCCUCUAAUGUUAAUCUUAAAAUUAGAAAUAAUUUUCGCAUUAUUGCUAUCCGACUAUCAAUUCUAUUCUUUAUAAUGUCAGAUUUCAAUUGUCAGAAUAAGAAUUGAUAAUUAACACAUCUAAUACAGAAUGUUCAAUUUAUUAAGUAGUAGAUGUUGGGGGUGAAUUGAUUCAAAUAAAAGUAUUAGAAAUUUUAUAGCAAGAUGUUUGA